Messenger RNA from Funneliformis mosseae, 786 nucleotides. Lineage: Eukaryota; Fungi; Glomeromycota; Glomeromycetes; Glomerales; Glomeraceae. The record is from the annotation of a GenBank genome assembly.
AUGAAUACUAGGUCUAAAGCAAGUAACUACAGCAAUACCAACAAUGAUAAGGAAAGCAGAAGCAGUAGUAAAAUUGGCUACAAAGGCGGCCGCAAUAACGUCACCGAUAGAUACGCCACUAAACAAAUAUUGGAAGAGGAGGAUGAUAUUCUCAUUUACCAUGGACGCAAGAGAAAAGCGGAACGAGAAGAGGAGCAUUUAAAUGAAGUGUGCUGUGAGAUAUGUCUGGACUGGUUUCAUCCAGAAUGCGUUGGGGUUUCUGAAGAAUACUGUAAAGAUCCAAACACCUUCUAUGUCUGUACGGAGUGUAGACAGUUGCAGGUACCUUGUGCUUUUCCUGAUUGUAGAAUCUCAAGAACUUUUAAGGCACCUGCAUAUUGGUCAACAGAUUUGGGGGAGAAAUUUAAAGUUAUAAAAGAUGAAUGUGCCAAAAUGACGAGAUGUAAAAAAUGUGAUUUGUUGCAAUCUUUUUUCACCAGGUUUCAUGGCUAUAACACAUUGCGUAAUGUCGAAGUAACGAUUGAAAAUUUUCUUUUUGUGGAUAAUAAAGACAUACAAGUGUAUCCUCCGCCGAAUUCAGUUCUCAAGAAGUUUCGUUGUACUGUACAUGAAUUUCAUUUCUCCAAAGAGGUUCAGUUUAAAAAAACUUCACUUAUAUUAUUCACUAGCAAUGUUUCAACAGAUGACUCCUUAACUGGAAGUGUCUUACAUGCUAAAAUUAACUCUUUGACUAGUUACAAGUUCAGUGCUAGUUAUGGAGAGAUCAUUUUUAAAGUUCUAAACUGA